AUGUAUAGCUACUGUCUCAUCGCAGCAGAUAAAAAAGCAUUUGCCAAAGCGAAAAAAGUCAGAAUGCCCGCGUAUGCGAUCCUUGAGGGCAGCGAUGGAUUCGAGGAUUUUGCGGACAACUCGGCAUUGAUGGAUCGAUAUAUUACUACCAUGGGUGGAGAUCCGACAACUGACAUUCGGAUUGUGUGGGAUGAGGGGGCAACACCCCAAUGGGAGAUCAUCCUUCCAGCUUCGUCGUUAAAUCAGAAUGGCGGAGGUCUUGGCAUCGUGACUCUUUGUCGAAAGACAAAGGCGGAAUUACCAAAGCCAGACGUGAAUGUGGAAGAAUGGCCAUGGGAUAAUGCUGUGGGCGAAUGGGAGUCUUGGGAAAUAGACGGGUUACUUCCAGGCGAAGAAUGUGACGAUGAUUAG
Penicillium taxi is the source of this 411-nucleotide messenger RNA. RefSeq lists its product as uncharacterized. The transcript has a single exon. Lineage: Eukaryota; Fungi; Ascomycota; Eurotiomycetes; Eurotiales; Aspergillaceae. The record is from RefSeq and is a predicted model, not a curated record. Bases 1 to 411 code for a protein of 136 amino acids.